Messenger RNA from Suillus subalutaceus, 1032 nucleotides. RefSeq lists its product as uncharacterized. Lineage: Eukaryota; Fungi; Basidiomycota; Agaricomycetes; Boletales; Suillaceae. Bases 190 to 816 code for a protein of 208 amino acids. The transcript has a single exon. The record is from RefSeq and is a predicted model, not a curated record.
CUUUGAUAUCUAGCUGGGCCCAAGGUGGUACGAGACGCAGUGGUUACUCCCAAAAUCCUUGAAUCAGUCUGACUCUGAGCUGCAGGGAUUGUUACGACCGCAAUAUUGUUGCCUCCUCUUUUAUCAUUGCUCGAAAAUCGGGCUUCCCAGGCUUCACCAGGCUCAAAUUUUAUAGCUCUUGUUCCAGGCAUGCCGCAGACACGCGCAAAAACUACAGCGUCCACUCAUACCCAUGAUAUUUCAUCGUCAUCUCCUGCACCAGCAACCAAUUCUUCGCCAACUCGUGCUACACCGUAUACGCGUUCCAAGGGACCUGCGGCAGCAUCAGCAGAACCGAUUAACAGUACUAGUACUGCUCAGCCUCGCGUUCGUACACCACUGACAAUCCGCUUGCCAAGAGCAUCAGUUGCAGGACAUUCAACGACAUUAUCUAUCACAAAUAACGCUUCUAAAUCGUCUCUUACCGCCUCUGCACCCGCUAUUGGUAUCAAUAUUGGUGCUGGUGCUCCUAUUCCCACCUCAUCCAUACGCACCCCCAUACCCGCACCUACCCCACUGAUACGUACACCACCGCCAACGACAUCCAAUGUAUCACAAUCUACAUCCACUGCUCCUCUACGGCCUCCUCCGUCCGCGCCUACGCCAGCUACCUCUGCACCAAAAUCUGCACCUGUAUCAUCUGCGCACUUACCUGCUCCACCUAUUUACACUUUCCCACCACCCCCACCACCUCCAAAUCAUGUCGCCGACCCUGCAGCUGCAGCGCGUACCUCAUCGACCACACAACUCCCCGCAUCUGUGACACCCAACUGCUAAUGCAGCAGCCUUAUCAGCCCUAUCCGCGCAAUCCGCAGCAUUAGCAAAUACCUCAGUUUCCGCUUCUCCGCGUUAUCCUACUCCUCCUCCCGCGUCAUCACACGCUUCACUGUCCACCUCAACUACUCUACGUCCUGUUCAGCGCUCGCUAGCAAUGGCUUCUGAGUCGCAGCUUGCUCGCCGACCUCAGGUUCAAUAUCCCACUCCAUCCUCAGC